Messenger RNA from Enterobius vermicularis (human pinworm), 771 nucleotides. NCBI's taxonomy places the organism in Eukaryota, Metazoa, Nematoda, Chromadorea, Rhabditida, Oxyuridae. The record is from the annotation of a GenBank genome assembly.
AUGGUUCUAGUGCCAUCGUCAAUCCUCAUCACCGGUGCGAAUCGUGGCAUUGGACUUGGUCUUCUCAAACAGUGGGCUAAAUAUCCUGAAGUUAAGCACAUUUUUGCUUGUGUCCGAAAACCAUCUGAAGGAUCCGAGCUCGGAGAGUUAGCAAAAGCCGAUGCGCGAAUUCACUGUAUCCAGCUGGAUGUUAACGCAGAUAAAUCGAUAAGUGAUGCUGUAAGAAAGGUAAAAACAACUCUAGGUGAUGAUGUUGGUCUUAACUUACUGAUCAAUAAUGCAGGAAUCAUGAUAGCUGAUGGCAGUAAAUUAGAAGGUGCGGAUCGAAGCAUGUAUUUACAACAUUUCGAUACCAAUGUUGUAUCAGUAGCUAAAGUAGUUGAGGCAUUUUAUGCAUUGUUAAAACUUGCAUCAGAAAAUUCUGUCUCAAAAGAAUGGGGCGUUCAUAGAGCAGCAAUUAUUAAUAUCAGUAGUGCACUUGGCUCAAUUUCAUUGAAUAAUGGUGGAACAAAAUAUGUAAAAAAUAUUCCGUAUGGUCUUUCAAAAACUGCUCUUAACCAGCUGACCAAAACGCUGGCAGUUGAUUUUACUCCAAAUGCUAUCUUAGUAGUAUCGAUGGAUCCGGGGUGGUGUCGUACAGAUAUGGGAGGCUCUGGCGCUACAUACAGCGUUGAGGAAUCGACGAAGAAACAGGUUGAAACAGCCUUAACACUACGUCAAGAACAUUCGGGUUCAUUUAUCAAGAAUACAGGGGAAAUUUUGCCUUAUUGA